AUGGGGUUGCAGUUGUUGGCGCUAGCAAAGCUCAGCCUUACCGCCACCUCUCACGGCAGCCUGACUCCGGUGGUGACCACCUUGCUAUUGCCGUUUUUGCUUAAAGUUUCCCUCAGUCUCAGGCCCGUACAAGAAUUCUGCACUGACAUAGUACAAGACUUGAGGCUUUUCUUCUUUCAGAUGGGUGAGAUAACCUCUAAUUCUGAUGGGAAUGGUGCGAGGUGGGAGCGAGUUCUUCGGCUAGUUUGCGAGAGGAUAACUCGAAGAAGACAUGCACGAAUCUUGGACGACGAGGAAGAGAGUUUGCACUUUGUUUCGAUGCUAUCACUUUAA
Molecule: messenger RNA, 333 nt
Organism: Fraxinus pennsylvanica
Lineage: Eukaryota; Viridiplantae; Streptophyta; Magnoliopsida; Lamiales; Oleaceae
Source: the annotation of a GenBank genome assembly